AACAACCUCCGGUAACCUUCCACACACACACACUCACAUUUCUCACACGGAAUCUCUCCGGCCGCAUUCCUCCGCUCUCACAUCCAAACCCCACGCGUCUUCUGGGGGGGGACACUUCUCUUUGGAUUUUAAUGCCUGAGUUAAUAAUUCAGCUGGCACUACUUUCGGGUAGUUUGCAGGUAUUUUCCUUGGGCGACAAGCGGCUGCGGUGCGGACUUCAGCACAUCCGCAAGCUGUGUUUAGGUGCUCUCUCCCAGCCCCUCUCUGGAUGCAUCAGACCCUUCCUCCCCGGGGCCCUGGACCCGGCUUGUGACUCCACCAACUUCACCCCAUUCCCCCUCCGUCUCCGCUCCCUCUGCUCCACACUCACCUCCACCUGUCUGUCCCAGAGCUUCUGCUCUGGGCCCCCUGCCCCUCGACCAGCGGGCAGAGGCAGGGGGCCAUGGCGCCAUGGUAGUCAGGCCCCUCGCCAUGAGCAGCGUGACCCCUUCGGAGAGCAGCAGGAUUCAGGGGUCAAACUUAACCCCGCUUCACUACAAGCCCUUCAGCUCGCAUGAACACUACCAGCAGGUGAUGAGUUCUCAUUGUAAACUCCAGGAGAGUGGCUUUUACUGGGGGGCCAUAGGGGGUCGGGAGGCCAACUACCUGCUGCGCACUGAACCCCCUGGCACUUUCCUUGUCCGCGAUUCGUCAGACUGCCACCACUUCUUCACACUGUCUGUACGAACGACUCGAGGAACCAAGAACCUGCGUGUCCACAGUGAGGGUAGGGGCUUCUUCCUGGAGCCAGACCCCCAAAACACAGAGGAGCUACCACAAUUUGACUGCGUGUUGAAACUGAUUGCGCACUACAUGGGGAAAGGGUCGGACACGGGACGGACCAGGGAUGGGGCGAACGGAGGAAAAAAAGCAGAGAAGGGAGGCACUGUUUAUCUCAUCCACACCGGUGGGGAGAAAAUCCCGCUGGAGCUGCGGAAGCCCCUAGUAAAUUCCCUCUCGUCCCUGCAGCACAUGUGCCGGAGGACGCUGAACGGAGCGGGACUAGGAGAGCUGGAGCGGACUGAUCAGCUCCCACAGACGCUCAGAGACUUCAUGGAGAAGUACGACGCUCCUAUCUGACUGACAGGGAACAGUGCAGAGCGGUUCUCAGAGCUGAUCAGACUGAGCCUCACAUACAGAGAUGAGGUUGCUGUGACCAGUAUCAGCAGAUUUCAGCGCCUUCUUAUUUUUAUUAAAUCGCUGUUGGACUCUGUCUACGUAAGCUCCCGGAUGCCGGAGUCCGAUUUGGGUAACCGACGAUUACCUCGUCUGUCCUGCCUUGGGAGAACCUGACCACUAGUGUUUUGUGGCAGAUGAAACCAGAGGUCAAAGGUCAAUGUUUCCUAUGACUGACUCAGACGCAGAGCAGAGCCUCGAAGAAGAUUGUAAACGAUGGUGGGAUGCCACUGCCGCUGACGUUGGUGGGUUUUAAUGCUCUUAAAGAAGCAACGUCCUUAUUUUUCCAACACUUUGGAUCACAAGUCAGAGAGACAUGGGGGGGGAGUGAAUAAAGGAGGAGCUGCAGAGAAAAGGCAAAGUCCAAACGAGAAGAGAGAGGUAGAGGGAGAGAGCCCAGCAUACAGUAUUUGUUUGUCUGAGUGUGUGCGUUGUGGUUGUGCACAUAUUUCCAUUCCCUUUUCCCGCAAAUGUUGCCACAUAGAGGGGAGUGGGCUGGCCAUGCACACUAGCUCCACACACACUUAUGCAGGUACAGGCCCACAUGAAGGUUUUGUGGGACAAAGAAAUUCAUUACAAAGCGUUUCUUCUUCUGCUGUUUUUCUUGUUCCUCCUUCGUUACUAUUCCCCCCCUUUUUUUUUUCUUGUGCUUUGACAGCGACAGAAAACAGACCACAGUCGCCGAGACAAAAGCUUGUUAUUGACACAAAGCCUUUGGCAAGGGACCAAACAAAAAAAGAAUAAAUAAUUUUUAUCCAGACUGCAACGAUGUAAAGAUCGCUGGAGAUUGGCAGUAAUAAUCCUGGGGAUGUGGAAGGAAGAAGGGUGGGAAGAUGGAGGGGGAGAAGAGCGGGAAAUGGGAUUAGGAAAGGGGAAACUGAAGGAGGAGGAGGAGACAUACUGGUAUACAGCUUGAUAAAAACACUGAUUAGAUUGAUGAUGCAGUCCAACAGGAUGUAGCUUGUGUAAAUAUAACGGCUUUGGCUCAUUCUGAAACCAGAUCUUUUUAGAACAUUUUAGCUAGAAAUUAAACAAUCUAACUUCUAUUUGCCAACACUGAUAUCUGAUUUAUUUUUUGGAGGUCUGACCUGCCAGUUCAGAUAUUUUUUAUUAUUAUUGUAGGACUACAAGACAAACCUAUUUGUGUAAAUAUUGUCUUAAUUCAGCAGCUGAACUGCUGCAGGGUCAGUGAUACAAACCCAAAGGAAAUUUAAGGGAUUAUAAGUUUUUCCCCCUAAUUUUUUUUCUAAGAAACUCAAAAUCCCAUCAAAGGUGUGAUGUUUACACAGCGAAAAAAAAAAGUUUAGUUUUGAUGCAUUUAAUGUACAAAAAAAAAUUAGAUGCACCUAUUGAUCAGCUAGAAAUUUGAAUCAGCUGAUUAUUCCCUUAGUUAGAUACAAGCCAAAUUUCUGAUUUUGUUAUUUUUAUAGUAAGCCUAAAACAAAGAUUGUCUAUUUGUGUAAAUGUUGUUUUAGGUCAACAAUCAAGAGUGCAACAGGUUCAUUUAUAGAGGUAGCAGUUUUGGAUCCAUAAGGAAAUGAAUAGAUUGCAGCAUUAAACAUUAUAAAAAGGUAAUGACAAGUGCUUAAUGCAUAAAGGAAUUAUGUUGCAAUUUUUUCAGUUUCUGUUGGAUUCAAACAUAUUACCUCAAUCAACCAUUUGUUUUCUUUAAUGUCUGAAAGUCCUUUAAAAAGAAUCGCAAUUGAUAAAAAUCAGAAUUAGCAGGUCAGACCUAAAACAAAAUAUUGAAAAUUGGUAUCGGCCAGGAAAAGCCUGAGCAGUGCACCCCUGCUGAAAACAAAUAAAAAGGUGAUUUUAUGCUAAUUGUGACCUUCAGACCACAUUUGAUGGGGUCCCUCUUAAAAACUGCAAUAAUUGGUAGAGCUGCACCGAUCAGACCAAUUCCAAUUUUCACAGAUCCCACUUUUUAAAAAAAUACUAGUGAUGACUUUCAUUAAACUAACAGUAGAUGCAUAUGAAUCUUAUUUUUCAGACAGAUUGAUAUUUGCAUCUCUAAGAUUAUCAAUAACAGAUUUCCUUUUGAGCCUUUUGUGUUGAAUUAUUUGCCUGCUCUCUCUCUCUCCUCUUCCUGCACCAUUCAUGAAGGAGUUAGGAGGGAACUUGCUGUUAUUUGGACUGUUUAUAAUUUUUUUUGUGCCUCUGGAGAACAUCAAGGGAACAAAAGAGUUCCCUUAAGAGAUUCUUAAAAAAUGCCUUUUGUAAAACUAACUGCAAGACUCAGAUUGGACCCAUAUUUUUAUCUUUUUGUUGUGUUUUCCUCAUGCUCAUACUCACCUGUGAUCCAUAUUGGAGUGGUAGCCUCUUUUUUUACAUCAUGAAACAGUGUGAGUUCACGUAGCCACAGUGAUGCACAUCGUUUUUUGUUUUUUUUUAAUGGUCAGAUCUGGGUCUUACUGUCUUGCAUCAAACACCAAGUUCUUACAUGUUGUGCUGCAGCAGUAGGCUGCGUGUGUGUGAAUCAUUUGUCUUUUAUAAAGACUCACUUGCAAAAGGCUGGCCACUAGUCUGGCAAAAAUACAAGCUGUAAUAUCUGCAAUGUCAAAAGCAUUACAUAAUAAAUGAAAAAGGAACAUUGCACAUAUUUAUAUUUCUAAAAUAUUUCAAUAAUUUAUAUUAAAGAGCACUAUUUUUACAAAAGCCAA
This is a messenger RNA of Girardinichthys multiradiatus, 3878 nucleotides long. It is a transcript of the gene socs3b, whose product is annotated as suppressor of cytokine signaling 3b. Gene Ontology annotation, biological process: phosphatidylinositol phosphate biosynthetic process; intracellular signal transduction. The transcript is spliced from 3 exons. Lineage: Eukaryota; Metazoa; Chordata; Actinopteri; Cyprinodontiformes; Goodeidae. The coding region runs from base 451 to 1119 and encodes 222 amino acids. Gene Ontology annotation, cellular component: phosphatidylinositol 3-kinase complex. The record is from RefSeq and is a predicted model, not a curated record. Gene Ontology annotation, molecular function: 1-phosphatidylinositol-3-kinase regulator activity.